AUGUGGUUGCUAUCAAACGUUCUGUUUGAAUUUACUAUUUAUUUAAUUGUUGAUAAUAUAACAAAAUUUAUUCUUAUUAAUACGAAAAAAGAAAACCGUUUUGAUGUAUUUCUAUGGGAAUGUCUAUUUCUUGGCUUUUCAAUUUGUUUUAUAACAGUUUAUCAUCAUACAACAUUCAUACUUACAGUUUUUCUUCUUCUUCAUAUUAUUGGAAUACUUCAUACAGAAAAACGUCUCAAACUAACAAUAAAUAGGAUUAAAUUAUUUAUUCAUGUUUUUCUUAGACUAUUCCAAUUAACAAUUAAUUGUUUAUACAAUUUUAUUUCAAAUUAUACUCAUCAUUAUUCAUCUUCGAAAGUAUUGAUAGCAAAAAAACUUCCAGAAAAAUAUCUCUAUAGUUAUCAUUUAAAACUGACUAAUGAUCUUCGACUUCAACAGUCAUCGCUUGUUCAAUUGUUACCAAGACCUGGUAUUUUAAAGUUGCAUGAAACAACAUGUUCGUUGAAUAUUCUUUUACAAAGUUUAGCAUCACUCAAUAGCUUUUAUUCAUCGUUACAAAGAAAUAUAAAUCUGUCACGUUUCAAUUAUGAUCCAAUUGUAUCUACUUUCCUUGAUCUUAUUUCUCAAUUACGAGCUAAUCAUCAUACUACUGAAUAUAAACAUGCGAAUACACUUGUUGGCCUAUCAUCAUUUAUCUCAAAACUCAGUACUAUUUAUCCAGACUUGUUAACAAAACCUACAACACCAGAUAUUGCAGAAUUAUUUCAAUGUAUAACUGAUGCACUAAAUCAGUCUCUAUCAAAACAAAAACUAGUCUAUUCAAAAAAUGUUAUUGGACAAGUACACAACCAAAAGUUAACAACAUUGUCACUCGAUUUUCUAAAUAGAAUGUAUAUCGAAACUGAAGCACAACUUCAUAAUAAAGUAACAGUAGACAAUAUAGAUGCACAAACAUCUUAUAUAAUUCAAUAUAUUGAUCUGACAUGGUUACUUCAUCAUAUACAACUUGGUUCCAUUCUAAAGCAUACGUUUUCUGGACAACUACUCCAUGCAUAUUGUUGUAAUAAAUGUUCUCAUGUACGUUUUUGUGCUGAACCAUUUCAAAUAUUGAUAUUGCCCGUUAGUAAAACAACUAUAACUUUAGAACAACUUCUUUCUCAAUUAACAAAAAUUGAAGACGUCGAUUCAAUAUCUUGUUCGUAUUGCUCAAGUCAAACAAAUCAAGAUCUUGAAAGAAAAUCAACAGUAAUUAAAAAUGGAACAAUCCUGACUAAAACUAUACCUACUCUGUCACCUCUUGUAAACACACAUAUUCAACCAUUUGAUCAAGCAGUGUCAUCAACAGCAAAUAUAUCCAUUCCUCUUUCGACUCAUACCUCUAACUUAGCAACAAGUUAUAAGUCUGAUAGAAUGAAAUGUCAAACGUUGAUUGCAAAUUUUCCUUCUAUUCUUCGUAUUCAAUUAAAACGUCUUUUUUAUGAUCCUGUUUCACGAACUACCACAAAAUUAAACACAAAUAUUAUAAUAGAACCUGAAAAAAUACUUGAUCUAUCACAUAUUCAUUACACAACAUGGUUAGGAUUAAUAGAUUCAUCAAUGAUAAUACCUGCACGUUAUCAACUAACCGGCAUAUGUUUAAAUUCAUCAAACAAUUUUCAUUCGUCGUCAAUGAAUCAAACAAAUUCUAACUCUAAACAAUACGUUUGUUUAUAUCGUACAGAUAAUUCACAGUGGUUUCUAUCCGAUAAUGAACAUAAAACAGAAAUCAAUGAAAUUGACAAUAUUUGUCGAACAUUAUGUGUCACAGAAAAUUGCUAUCUUUUAUUCUAUGAGCGAUGCUCAUGA
Messenger RNA from Rotaria socialis, 1845 nucleotides. NCBI's taxonomy places the organism in Eukaryota, Metazoa, Rotifera, Eurotatoria, Philodinida, Philodinidae. The record is from the annotation of a GenBank genome assembly.